UCUCUUUUGGGGACAAAUGAAGUUGUUCUUCUGCUGAUGAAGCAGUGAAUAGAAAAAUGCCCACAACCUGUGUUUUUCAAUUGGAUCGUUUAAAUCCAGUGUAUAAUAGUGGAGAAUAUAUAAGUGGGCGAAUUUUAUUACGCACGGACAAAGUGAAACGUGUAAAUGCAGUCUAUGUCACAUUGGAGGGUGAGGCCAAGGUUCAGUGGUCAAUGAGUGGCAAAAGCGAAACAGCCAAUUAUUCGGGACAUCAGCAAUAUUUACAUUCACGGACUAAUGUCUUUGACAAUUCACUGUUUCGCGCUGGUGUUCACGUAUAUGUGCUUACAUUGCGUAUACCACCAGAUUGCCCAACCACAUGCAAAGGACCCUAUGGCUAUAUAGCCUAUAAUAUAUCCCUUACCAUUGAUAAGCCAUGGGGAUUCGAUGAAGUGUUUCGUAAACCCAUUCAUGUGGUUCAAACAUUGGAUUUAAAUUACAAUACAGAGUUUGCGCUUGCCGUUAAAGAUGAAAACAUUAAAUAUCUUUGCCAUUGGCCGUGCAUUUCUGGUCCCAUUGCAUCGACACUGACUUUACCUGCAUCAGGUUUUACACCACUUCAAGAAGUGCCUUUUCGUGUCGAGGUUGACAACCAAUCGCCACAUUACGAUAUUAUUGGACUUGAAGUCUCUAUUAAGCAGCAUUUUGUAUUCCUUUCACGUAAACCGGUUAAAAGGAAUUUCUAUACAAAAACAUUAUGUAAAGAACUGAUAACAGAUCGAACUUUAAGAUUAUCUAAGCGAUUGUAUGAGGGCUCCAUUUGUAUACCCAUGGAUACACCGCGAUCUACCUUGAAUCCGAAUUAUAUAGUUUUUCUGCAUUAUACACUGCAGCUGAAACUUAAGACGGGCUACUUUCAUUACGAUACAGAGUUAUCGGUGCCAAUUGUUAUUGGAACCACACCGUUGCAGCAUAUGCGAGGAUCUGUGCAUACGCAACAGCCCAGCCGAAGGACACCCACACCAGAGAGGCAACGUCUGAUCGAGAGAGUCUCACCCCGGCCGCCCACAGUCACAGAGGAGACGGCCCAGGAAACGGCUGCUGAGCCGCAUCAAACCAUUCCAGAUGAUGAACCGCCCACUUAUGAUAGUUGUCUUCCACCAUCAUUUAGCUUUGCCACUCUUGGCAGUCAACAGACCCUCGAUAGCCAGGCAUCAUCGGUCCUUCAACGUAUUCAUAUGCCCAAAUUUCCGGGCUUUACUACUUUCAUAGGCACUGCUCCGGCCCAUGGGCUUGAGGAUUCUGGUCUGGAUAUGCAUCACUAUCGUUCAUAUGGCUCACUGGACACAGACCACACUGGUCGUAGUUUGGAUACGUUUGGUUCCCUGUGCGGCCCACUGUCCGAGCAGAUUGAAGUUGAAGAAAUUGCGCCCACUGAAGUUCAUGAUGUGUCGGCCCAAGUGCACCAAGCUCAAGAGGAGCACCAAUUCUGAGAACAAAAAUGUGUCUUAUCUAGGGAUAACUUAAUUGGAGUAUAUAAACAUACGUAAUUGCUAAGUAUAAGUGCUCAGAGCUAAGGCUAAUAGAAUAUUAUUUUGACUGGAUCUUAACUGUCCGUCAAUCAAAAUUCUAUAUAU
Molecule: messenger RNA, 1616 nt
Organism: Drosophila willistoni
Lineage: Eukaryota; Metazoa; Arthropoda; Insecta; Diptera; Drosophilidae
Product: arrestin domain-containing protein 3
Exons: 4
Coding region: 57-1472 (471 amino acids)
Biological process (GO): protein transport
Cellular component (GO): cytoplasm
Source: RefSeq, a predicted model, not a curated record